AUGUUUGACGACGAAUCGAGUUUGUUUGGAUCGGACGAGGAGGACGAGGAGAAGAAGAAGGAGGGUAAUGACGACAAGAAGUUCUUAUUUCGUCGUGAACUUCGGACAAUGCUGUACGGAUUUGGUGAUGAUAAGGUUCCGUACGAUAAAACAGUGGAAUUGCUCGAGUACAUAGUUGUGGAUUACGUGCGUGAACUGUGCCAACGCGCUGUGAACGUUGGUAAACCGGGGAAGUUGUCACUGGAAGAUAUUCAUUACUUGAUUCGACGAGAUGCCAAAAAAUUCGGUAGGGUGAAGGAUUUAUUGUCGAUGAGCGAAGAACUGAAGAGGGCGCGGAAGCAGUUCGAUGAAGCGAAAGCUAUAUGA
Messenger RNA from Anisakis simplex (herring worm), 366 nucleotides. Lineage: Eukaryota; Metazoa; Nematoda; Chromadorea; Rhabditida; Anisakidae. The record is from the annotation of a GenBank genome assembly.